This is a messenger RNA of Alternaria burnsii, 1029 nucleotides long. Its product is annotated as nad-binding protein. Gene Ontology annotation, molecular function: oxidoreductase activity; nucleotide binding. The record is from RefSeq and is a predicted model, not a curated record. Gene Ontology annotation, cellular component: cytoplasm. The transcript is spliced from 2 exons. Gene Ontology annotation, biological process: NADPH regeneration. The coding region runs from base 1 to 1029 and encodes 342 amino acids. Lineage: Eukaryota; Fungi; Ascomycota; Dothideomycetes; Pleosporales; Pleosporaceae.
AUGGCCAUCGGCAUUGCUAUCAUCGGCAGUGGCAUCUUCGCCAAGGAAGAACACUUGCCCGCUAUCCAAGAUACUCCAUCAUUGAGUCUGAAAGCAGUUUACUCGCGGUCACUCAAAUCGGCAAAAAUCCUGUCCGAGAAGCUGUCUGACGUGGAGCUCUACAGCGAUGACCAAGAUGGCAAGAAAUUCGAAGAUUUACUGAAGAGGGACGAUGUAAAAGGGGUAGUUAUCGCACUACCAAUCCUGGCCCAACCAGACUACAUCAAGAAAGCCCUCGCCGCAGGAAAACAUGUGUUCGCAGAGAAGCCUAUAGCGAAGGACGUAGCCACUGCUCAAGAUUUACUUGCAUGGACCCAAAACUCUUCUAAUACCUCUGCGACCUACACCGUGGCAGAAAACUUCCGAUUCAUCGACUCCUACGUCUGGGGUUCAGAGCAGGUUGCGUCUCUGGGCCGUAUUCUUACCUUCCGCGUGCGUGUUGCGGCUAUGGUACAGGCAGGUAGCAAGUACUAUGAGACAGAGUGGCGUAAGAAGCCGGACUACCAAGGCGGUUUCGUGCUCGACGGCGGCGUGCAUUUCGUAGCUGCCACUCGUCUUCUGCUCCAAGGUGGUAAACAGAAGAUCAAGAGGGUCAGCGCAUUCACAGCACAGCUUCAGGAACAUCUUCCACCAAUUGACACUCUCAAUGCCACUAUGCAGCUCGACAAUGGCUCGUCUGGUACCCUGUCUAUCUCUUUUGGCACGACCGAUACAGGCUCUGAAUAUCUCGUUGCAUGCGAAAAGGGCUCAGUACACUGUGCUCGUGGCAAAGUCACAAUCACCAAAGACGGGAAGGAUCCGGAGACAAGAGAUUUCCCAGACGAAGGCAAUGGCGUGAACCAGGAAAUCAAGGCAUGGGCGAAGAGCCUGGAACAAGGAAAGAGGAACGAGAUGCAGAGUCCUGAGGAGGCAUUGAAAGAUCUGGAGAUUCUUGAGAGUUGUUUGAAGAGUGGAGAACAGGGCGGUAAGCCAAUCGAUGUCAAACAGUAG